CAUGGCGGGGUCGGGUAGGUGAGGUAGGGACAGAAGAUUCCAUCAGUUCCUUCUGUUUCUUCUGUUCCUCGGUCAUUUCCUGUAUCUUACGUCCGCGGACUCGUCGCAGGAGAGUAGUAGACACGUGUGAACAUGGGUUUCCAAAAUAUCUGGUAUUCACAUCCACGAAAGUACGGUCAAGGAUCUCGAUCCUGCCGUGCCUGCGCGAAUAGACAUGGGCUUAUUCGCAAAUACGGCCUGAACAUCUGCCGACAGUGCUUCAGGGAAUAUGCGGCUGAUAUUGGUUUCAAGAAGCUGGAUUAAAUAUAAUGUAAGGAUUAGUACAAGCAAUUCAACAAAUCACUAUGAUUUCUGCACCAACACGCUGGAGUAAAAUUGACAACUGAAAAAUGGAGAUCCGAACAUCAUGCUGUACGGCUGUUCUUCUUGAAAUAAAUAUAUUUAUGUCCACAUAAGCC
Messenger RNA from Vollenhovia emeryi, 458 nucleotides. It is a transcript of the gene RpS29, whose product is annotated as 40S ribosomal protein S29. The coding region runs from base 133 to 303 and encodes 56 amino acids. Gene Ontology annotation, cellular component: cytosolic small ribosomal subunit; ribosome. Gene Ontology annotation, biological process: translation. Gene Ontology annotation, molecular function: structural constituent of ribosome; zinc ion binding. The record is from RefSeq and is a predicted model, not a curated record. The transcript has 3 exons. Lineage: Eukaryota; Metazoa; Arthropoda; Insecta; Hymenoptera; Formicidae.